ACACACUCCUGUGCUCGCUCCUUGCUUGUUCACACACGCUCUGGGCUUCAUGGUGCACACACACCCACUGUCCGGCGGCGCUGACUUGACUGCCUGUGUUGAUCGUGCACAUCAAAGAAGAAGAACUUGAGUUCGGGAGGGACUGUAAAAUUUUUGGACUGGGUUUCGUGGUGCGUUUCUGUUCACACGCGUGUGGGGAAAGAAAUCACAACAGCAGCAGCAGCACUGGUCCAUGAAGCUGGGAUAAAGAAAAAGAAGUGAUUGUAGUUUGUUUUUGUUCGGGGUUUUUUUUUUUUUUUUUUUGUCUUUUUCUGAUUUGGCUUGUCACUGAAGACCGAGAUCAACUUUUUCCCUCUUGAGGACCUGCUGCUGGUGCUGCUUCUUCCACCAGUGACAACUUACUCGACAGGAUGACAUGGCGUCCUCAGUACCGCAGCUCCAAGUUCCGCCACGUGUUUGGUAAGGCCGCCACCAAGGAGAACUGCUAUGAUGGCGUGCCAAUCACACGCAGUGUGCAGGACAACAGCUUCUGUGCGAUCAACCCACGUUUCCUGGCUGUCAUCACUGAGUGUGCCGGAGGAGGGGCCUUCCUGGUCCUGUCUGUCCAUCAUACGGGUAAAGUGGACCCUCAGCAACCUCGAGUGUCGGGCCACAAGGGCAACGUGUUAGACAUCAAAUGGAAUCCCUUCAACGACUGCUGCAUCGCCUCCUGCUCCGAGGACGCCACGGUUAAAGUGUGGGAAAUCCCUCCUCACGGUGUGUAUAAAAACAUUACAAUACCGUGGAAGGAGCUCCAGGGUCACAGUCGCAGAGUGGGCCUCAUCGAGUGGCACCCAACUGCUAACAACAUCCUCUUCAGUACUGCCUAUGACUACCAGAUAAUGAUCUGGAACCUGGACUGUCCGGAGCCGGUGAUAAAGAACCCCGUGCGGACCAUCAGUCACCACCCAGAUGUGGUCUUGUCCCUGUCUUUCAAUACAGAUGGAAGUCUUCUCGCUACCACCUGCAAGGACAGGAAAGUCCGCCUGAUGGAGUCGCGCUCUGGAACGCUGCUGCGGGAAAGCAACUUUAAGACGCACAGAGCCAGUAAGGUGCUGAUCCUGGGAAACACCAAGAUGCUUCUCACAUCGGGAACGUCGCGCUACAAUGAUCGGCAGAUAGCACUGUGGGAUCAGGAUGAUCUGUCCGCGCCUUUGUUGGAAGACAACCUGGACGGUUCAUCGGGGGUCAUUUUUCCUUUCUACGACCCCGACACACACAUGCUCUAUCUUGCUGGGAAGGGUGAUGGAAAUAUCAGGUACUAUGAGAUCAGCACAGAAAAACCAUACAUUCACUUCUUAACAGAGUACCGCUCACAACUACCUCAGAAAGGGCUGGGUGUGAUGCCGAAGCGAGGCCUCGAUGUGAGCUCCUGUGAAGUCUUCAGGUUCUACAAACUGGUGACAAUAAAGAGUCUCAUCGAGCCUCUUUCUAUGAUUGUACCCCGCAGGUCGGAGUCGUACCAAGAGGACCUCUAUCCAAUGACGGCUGGAAACAGGCCUGCUCUGACUGCAGAGGAGUGGCUCAGUGGCAUGGACAAAGGUCCAGUGCUAAUGUCUUUGAAGCCAGGAAGCCAAAUAGCAGAGUCCUUCUCAGACAUGAAGGCAGUGGGCAACUCACUGGAAAACUCGCUGGACACUCGCAGGUCUCAGGGCAGACCGGGCAUGCUACAGCUCGCUUACAUUCAGGACCAACUGGAAGCCAAAGAAAGCAAAGAGGACAGCAGCUGCAAAGAGGACAGCAGCCACACAAUGGAUGACAGGAUUCAGACACACGUCACCAACGGAGAAGAUCUCACACUUUGCUCUCCUCCCAGAACAGAGAAUGAGCUGCGGUUGAAGUUCCACAAGCAGCAGGAGGAAAUCAGGCGGCUGAGGGAGCUCCUCAACCACAGGGACGUACGCAUCAAACAGCUGGAGCUGGAGAUUAAGAACAUCAAGAACUCCCAGAGUCAGAGCUCACUUUAAAACUUUCUCCAAUGGCUGAGUCACCCUCACCUCCUCACGAGGGUAGACGCGCACAGGUGUACCAACCUACUUAACCCCAUUUUUAAAACUGCCACAGUCUUCAUAAGGCCCCGGCUCACCGGUUUUCCUCUAACGAGCCCCACGCGCUCACUGCACAGGGGCCAUUCAAGCCUCGAUUUUAUGGUUUUUUUUCUUUCUUUUUUUUGUUUAUCUUCAUUUUGUCGUUUUGUCGACUCUACACAGGGUGCACAUGUUCUUUGCUCAUGUACAUACUUUUAAAACUCUCUGCACCUUUUGACCAUCCCUGCCCCCUUGCCUCAUUUCUUUUGUACGCUUCACUAUGCAAGCUCAUUGUAUAUUUUAGGUUUUUUUUUAGCUGACUGAUAAAAGGAUGUUUGUGCCGCGUCGACCGAAUGAUGUGGCUGUGCGUGCGUUGCUUGAAAGUUGUCGCGGGGAGCAGACAUCCUGUGUGAUUGUGAGAUAACGCUGCAUUUAUUUUCUAUGCUUGUUGAUUGUUUUGUUUUUGUUUUCUUUUUCAUCCAACAUUCAAACUACUGUAAGUGAAACGACUGUGUUUAAGUUCAACAGACAGAUGUGGUAUGUUUGCUUGAAUGAGAGCGAAAUGAAUGAAUGACUGUUUCGUGAUCCCAGCUGUGUUCUGCCAUCUCAUUAAGCUGCAUUUGUGUUUAAUUCUUCUAUCAUUUUUUUUAAUGACUGGAAAGUUGGUGGAAAUGAUCCGUUUUGCUGUGGUUAACGUGUAAGCCAAUUCAGUAACUGAUGCCAUGUAGCAGUUUGGAUCUUGACUUUUAUAUUUAUUUUAAAAUACGGACAGAGAAAAUGCCAUUUAAUCAAAUACUUGAACUUGCUGUUGUAAUUUUGGCAAAUACAGCAUGCAAAAUGUUUAAAAAAAAGGACAAACCCCUGUUUGCUUUUUCCUACUGGUUUCUGAUCAUACUUCAUUUACCUGAUCAGUUUUAGGGCAAAAUGGUAUCUACUGUUGUAAAGGACACACAAAUUUACCUCACAGCUCUGAUAAAGCUGUAAUAACAUUAAUAUGACAACAGUCAGAUAUUUUAACCAGAUCAUUUAUCCUCUUGUUUUCUCUGGGUCUAUUAAAUCAACAAGCAGGACUCUUUUAUUGCAAAAUUCAAUUCUGACUCAAUUGAAUUUUUAAAGAUAAUUCGCAACAGCAUUCAUUUCAAGACUUUUUCUAUAUAUUCUAGUGUAAAGACUCUACAGAGUUAUAAGGAAAACCCAGGCAUGUUUGAGUUGUAUGAAGUGUCUUGAUUGUAGUUUAGAAACCUUACCUGCUUGAAAUGUGGAGAACCCAUAUACACUGAAAAAACUGAGAAGCUGCAAAUGUCUGUAUGUGUAUGUUUGUAAUCAUUGAUUUAAAUAUGAGCAAACAAGAUUCCAUCCAUGGAUGGAUGGAUGGAUGGAUGGAUGGAUGGAACCCAAUUCCAGAAAAGCAGUGAUGCUGUGCAAAAUGUAAAUAAGAACAGAAAGUGGUGAUUUGCAGAUCUCAGACUUUGAGAAAAUCAAAACGGUCAUUUUGAAUUUGAUGGCAGCAGCAUGAAUCAUAAAGUUGGGAAAUGGUCCUGUUUACUACUGUGUAGCAUCCCUGAUUCUUUUAACAGCAGCCUGUAAACAUCUGGGAACUGACGAGACCAGCUGCUGGAGUUUUGUGUGAAAGGUCCGAUCGAGGAGUCCAGCUGCUCAACACUCCUGGAUCUGCUGUGUUUUGUUUCAUGAUGAGGCACAUACUGGUCAAAGGUCUGGACUGCAGUUCAGCCAUUCCCACACUCUUCUGUUAUGAAGCCAUACUUUUGUUAUAAAUGGAAUGUGCAAUUUUGCAUUUUCGUGUUGAAGUGUACAAGGGGUUAGCUGAAAAAAAGCCUCAUCUUGAGGAGAGCACAUGUUAAUCUAGAACCUGAAUAUACCUUUCAACAUUGAUGUUCACAUUUAAAUACAUAUAGCUUCUUUUCUGCAUGGUAGAGCUUUAACCUGCAUUUAUGGAUGGAAGUCACUGUGAAGUGUUCCUGAGCCCAUCUGUUUUUAAUGCGGUGCUGUCUGAAUAUUGAUUUUUGGCCUUGCACACAGAGAUUUCUCCAGAUUCGUGCAAUCGCUGUAGAUGAUGAGAGCUUCAAAGUCUUCCUCUUUUUGCACCCAGUCAUGUCACUCACCUGUUGCCAAUUAACCUGAUUAGCUGCAGUCUUCCUCCAGCUGGUGCUUUUUAGUGCAGUUUUCAUUCUUCCUUUUGUUGCUCUUCUUUUGAGACACGUUGCUGCCAUCAAAUGCAAAAUGACCCUAAUUUUUUUCCUUAAAAUGGUUAUUAGAUUUAUAAAUCAUUACAUUCUGUCUUUACUUUACACAGCAUCCCAACUUUUUGUGUUGUUAAGCCCCACUAUAUUAUGAACAUACACAUACAAAAAAGACGCCUGCAGAUUCUUCAGUAAAUGCAUAUUAAUAUGUCAGUAUCACAGAGUUAAGUUAUAUGAUAUAAGAGGUCUGCACAUUUCCAGCAGGUGAGGUUUGUAACUAAGCUGUCUAGACUGCAGCGGGCCUAAAGACAAAUAGGAUGACAUUUACCAGUGUUGUGUCACAUUUAUUUUGUGCUGGGCGAAUGUUCAGAGAGCGUUCACUCAGCACAAGAUUUCUCUGCUAUAAUGCCUCAAAAGCUGGUAUAAAUAAAAUCGGAACAAAAAAGCAAACAAACAAACAAAGAACCCAGUCAUCAGCCAAAUUAUUGUUCUGAGCAUUGGUAUCCGCCAACAAUUUCACAAUCUGUGCGUCCCUAAAGUGGACCUUGAGUGGGGAUUGAUUUGUGUGCGGUUGUUUACAAGCGUGAAUUGUUGAGCUCACUUUGAAUAUCUACGGAGCUGUGAUGACUAAGCAGCCUGCAUCUGCGGCUCACGGAGGUUUUUGUUAUGGUUUAAAGUCCACAGCAGUCAGAGAAUGUUUAUCAAAACUAACAAUUUUUUAAUGUUUAAAAAAGUAAACUGCCUUAUCAUUUUAGAAUAGGUAUAAAAUACCAGUACACUGUUUCAGCUAAAAAAAAAAAACACUUCUGAAACCACAAUGAGGGAAAAAGGGAAAAUAGACAACCUGGCCCACAUCUGAUUUACACACUCUGUAAUUUAUUCUUUAUCUAUUUUUAAAAGCUUAACCUUAAAACAGCAGGCUUGUGACUGCACAGUGUGCAUAUACUGUUUUAGCUGAACAGCUGAUAAAAAUCUAUCCCGAUAAACUGUAGAAGUGUUUUUUUAUUUGGGUUUUUUUUCCCAUCAGUGAAUUUCUGAGUGGUUCUCAUGGCUUCUGCCACCACCAUGGUACAGUCAGACCAGAACAUUUGUUGUUUUCAGAUUUCAGGCAGCUGGUUUUAACUCCUUUUUCCCAGCCAAAUUAAAAGAUACAUUCCCAAAUAAUAAAUAAUAAUAAUAAUAAAAAAACCCUGAUGUACGCAUAGAUGUAGAUGCCACUUGCAGAUAUUAGACAGCACAGCAGCAAAGCGUGUUAGUUUGCUUUGAGUGGUUUGUGGGAUUAGAAAAACACUAUAAAUGCCAGUCUAAAGGUAAAUACUAAGAUAAAUAGUCAGAUGUAGCACCAGUAAUCACACAUGCCUGUACUGACGCACUUAGAGGCACAAGCACAACAGUGAUUUUCUAGAUUUGGCACGUUUCAGGUGCAGCAUAGAAACCACACACAUACAGAUCAAUGCAAUUGUAAUGCGUGCGCGACCCCUUUGACCUUUGGCCGGACAGUUCUAGCAAAGCUGCAUCUCAUGCUGACUUUUGUCCAGUAGCAGCAAUGCCUGACCAAUGUUUAACUUCCACCAGAGCACCAGUCUCAACACAUUCCCAUCGUUCAGGGGCUGACUUGCGAUGUCGCCUGAAUAAAUUCUCAGCCUGAAAUGCUGAAUAUCACCAGUUAAAUAGCAACAGCAGCUGGCAUUUUGAGUCAGCCUGUUUCUUUAGCAGUCCUUUUAUAGCUGCUGAACCUUCAACAGCAAACUGCCUGCCUACUGCUGAAUCUGGUGGACCUUUUCAUUAACACAACAGGCUCUUCCAGUACUUGGAUACAAAUAUAUUGCAAAUGUAUUCUUUUUAGGUUAACGUAAUUGCAGUUGAAAAUGUUUUUUCUUCCCUGAUAAAAUACCUUUAAAGUUG
Molecule: messenger RNA, 6172 nt
Organism: Oreochromis aureus
Lineage: Eukaryota; Metazoa; Chordata; Actinopteri; Cichliformes; Cichlidae
Gene: coro2aa
Product: coronin 2Aa
Exons: 12
Coding region: 411-2006 (531 amino acids)
Biological process (GO): actin filament organization
Molecular function (GO): actin filament binding
Source: RefSeq, a predicted model, not a curated record